Molecule: messenger RNA, 3152 nt
Organism: Hydra vulgaris (swiftwater hydra)
Lineage: Eukaryota; Metazoa; Cnidaria; Hydrozoa; Anthoathecata; Hydridae
Product: rab GTPase-activating protein 1
Source: RefSeq, a predicted model, not a curated record
UAUUUUAGGUGUUUAGUGAAUUAUGAGCAAUGGAGACAGUAAAAAUGGUUAUGAAAGUAAUGGGGAAAAAGCUUCAACCUUAAGUCAUGAUAGUAGAGAGUAUUUAUUUGUUGACAACGUUGACAAUGUUUCAAUUAACAAUAAAACAAUUAAAAAUAAUUUAAAUAAUGAUCAAUGUGAAGUAGAACCAAAACUUGAUAGAACAGAUAGUUCUGAAAGAAUAAGCCAACUUAUUGCUGAAGCUCAAAUGGAUGAUUAUGUUACUGAUUAUGCAGAAAGCUCUCAUAAUGAAAGAAAAAAUAGUUCUGAUGUUCUAUAUCCAGUGCUGUAUUUAGGUUCUGCAACAAUCAGUGAUCCUUUAAGUACCAAUGAAAUUUUAAAAACAAUGACUUUACUUUUGAAAAGUAAUUCAGCAACUGCCAAAAUUAUGCUCUGCAUUCGUCCAGAUGAGUUUUGUUGGUUUGAUGAAAAUAAUGAAACCUUAAUCGAAAGAUAUAAUAUUGAUAGCAUUUGUAAAUGGGGAAAAGAUAAGCAAAACUUUUGUUUUGCAACUAAUAUUGCUUAUGGUAUUGAUGACCCAAGUUUUAGAUGUCAUGUUUUCCAAUGUGAAGAUCAAAAUGAGGUUGAAAAGUUGAAUGAAGCACUAGAAACUGUAAAGAAUUCAGAGAUGGUUGAUUCACAAAUUAAGGAUGUUGAAAGUUACUUAUUCAAGUUUAUUAUUACUCUUGAUUUAUGGGAGGAAGAUGGGAAAGGGUCCUACCAACAGGUUGCAAGAGAUAAAAAUUAUUUCAAAUUACGAAAAGAGCUUCAAAGAAAAGUGGUUUUUGAAAUUGAACAACCAUCUUUUCCAAAAAUUAAAAUACAAAGAUGCUUUGGUCUUCUUUUAGCACAAGGAAGAGAUGUUGCUGAACAAGAGUUACAUCUAUUACCAGAGCUGAAAACAGAUCAUCGCCCUGGUGAUAGGGUUAUAAUAUCAGGUCAUUGGAACCCAAUGUUGGAUCAAUGGAAAAUGCUUAAUACUGAUACUGGAAAAGAUAACCGUAUCUAUAUGACAGUUGCUGCUGAUAUUGUUUUGGAGAAUUUGCAGGAACCAAUACGAAUAUUAAAAGAAGUCAAAGUAAGAGUGUUUAAUACAAAUGAAAAAUUUUGGAAUCCAUCUAAACCUAAGAUACAAGAUGAAUAUCAGUUGCAAGUUUUCGAGAAGCUCAAUGAAAAUGGUGUGCGAUGUUUUGUAAAAAAGAGUUUUUUAUCAUCUCAAGAAAAAGAAAAAGCCCAACAUUUUAGUUUUCGUUCAGUUUCAUCAUUAUGGAAAAAUACAAAUGUUCCUCAUCAAGUCACACAAAAUGAUAAAGAAAACUCGAAUGAUAUUGAGUUUGCUGAUCAUAACGAUGAAGUAUUUGAAGUAGAGGGCGAUCAAGAUGAUGAACCACUACUUUCUGGAACGGGUAAUCUGCAUGAAGAAUUUAGUUUGGAGCAUAUUGCCACUUGUGAAAACAUACUAAAAGAAUGGGAAGAAACCAAUAUAAAGCCAAAUGUUUCAUUUCUAAUGAAUUUAUUACAAACAGGUUUUCCAGACUUUUUAAGAGCCAAGUUGUGGGAGUUGAUUAUUGGUUUAGAAAAUAAUUCUGACCUGUUAAAAAGUUAUGAAUAUUUAAUUGAAAAGGAAUCUCCUCAAGAACAAGUAAUUAUAUGGGAUUUUAAAAGGACGUUUCCUUCGCAUGAAUUUUUUAAAGAGGCAGGCGGUAAAGGUCAAAUGGCUCUUUAUAAUGUCAGCAAGGCAUAUUCAAUCUAUGAUGAGGAAGUUGGUUAUUGUCAAGGGCUUUCAUUUCUUAUAGCUGUUUUAUUACUUCAUGUUGAAGAAGAAAUAGCAUACUGUAUGCUUGUAAAAAUUAUGUAUGUCUAUGGACAUCGAAACUUAUUUAAAGAUGGGUUUGCUUUAUUACACGAAUCAUUUUAUGUUCUUAAACGACUACUUGAGCAAUAUAUUCCAGAUUUAUUUGAACAUUUUCAAUCAACAAAUACUGAAAUACAUAUGUUCGCUUCACAGUGGUUUCUCACCCUUUUCACUGUAAAGUUUCCCUUGCCAUUAGUUUUUCAAAUUAUUGAUCUUGUCCUUUGCCAGGGUUGUGAUGUUUCAUUUCAGUUUGCAUUGGCUUUUUUAAAGCAUUCAAAACGAGAACUUCUUGCAUUGAAUUUUGAAGGCAUAAUGAAGUAUUUUCGUGUUGGUUUGCCAAAAAAAUAUAUAAAUGAAGAAAAUAUUAAAGAGUUAAUAGAUGUUGCUUUUAGUUUUAAGAUUUCAAAAAAACAGUUAAUGUCGCUGAAAGAAGAAUUUAUGAAAAUGAAAAAAGAGGAAGCAGAAAAAGAAGAUCCAAUAACAUAUUUAAAGAGAGAAAACCAUCGAAUUACUACGGAAUAUUUAAGAUUAGAACGUGAAAACGACAUCCUAGCCUUAGAAAUUGUUACUACUCAAGUAUCAACUCAAGAAACUAUAUUGGAUCGUGAAGAGAAAAUCAACAAUUUGACCAAAGAAUCUGAAAAGUUAAAAUGUUUGUUAGCAGAAUAUGAAGAAGAAAUAAAUAGAUUAAAAAUGGAAGAGAUAUGUGUUAAAGAAAUGUGGCGUGAUAGUACAUUUAGAUCGGAUACAGAAAAAGAAAAGCGUGAAAAGAUAAUACACGAUUAUAAACAAAUUCUAUCGCAAUCAGAGUCCAGAUUUGAACAGGAAAAAAAAGAAUUACAAUCUGAGUUAUUGCAAAUAAAGAAACAGCUCAGUAAUUGUGAAAAAUGUUCUCAAAACAUAUUGCACCAUCCUAGUCCAGGAUCGUCACCCACAGUAUCACCUGUCAUAUUUCCUAAAGAUGACAAUGAUCAGCAAUUAAAAGAUUUAGAAACUGAAUUAAUUAUCACUAAGCUUGCUUUAGCUGAAGAAAGGAAUAGAGCUGAUGAAAUCGAAAUGAAGUUACAUGGUUUAGCGGUUGCUUCAGAAAGACCGUGGUAUAAAAAAGUAGUAAUAAAUAACAAACGGUAGCUAGGUGACCAAUAAACAGCUUAUAAAGUAUUAUUUUUCAAUAUUAUUAAAUUUAUAAACUUAUUAUUGUUGUUUUGUACAUAAAUAUUAUUUGAAACAUCUUGUAAAUAAGAAACACAUCUUAAAA